Molecule: messenger RNA, 1785 nt
Organism: Eimeria acervulina
Lineage: Eukaryota; Apicomplexa; Conoidasida; Eucoccidiorida; Eimeriidae
Exons: 2
Coding region: 1-1785 (594 amino acids)
Source: RefSeq, a predicted model, not a curated record
AUGUGCGUCGAAUCAUACACCUGCAGAAUCCUCUGGGCAUCCGGUACCUCCAAAGAACAACCAGGGGCCCCAUUGGGGGCCCCCAAGGGGGCCCCCCUAAAAGCCUCUAUUCAAAGCCCUCUAGGGGCCCCUAUAGAUGGCUCCCUAGAAGCCCCUAUGGGGGCCCCUAAGGGGGCCUCCAUAGGGGCCCCUACAGAAGGCUCAAUGGGGGCCCUUAUGGGAGCCCCUACAGAAGGCUCUUCAAUAGGGGCCCCUAUGGGGGCCCCUAUUGAAAGCUCCCUAGGGGCCCCUAUUGAAAGCUCCCUAGGGUCCCCUAUAGGGGCCCCUAGGAGGGCCCGUAGGGGGCCCCCUAUGGGAGCCCCUACAGAAGGCUCUCUGGAAGCCCCUAGGGGGGCCCGUAGGGGGCCCCCUAUGGGGGCCCCUACAGAAGACUCUAUGGGGGCCCCUAGGGGGCCCCCUAGGGGGGCCCCUACUGAAAGCUUUGUAAGGGCCCCUAGAAGAGGCCUCAGGGGCCCCUCUAUGGGGGCCCCUAGGGAUGUUUAUGAAGGGGUUCAAAGAAUGAAUGAGAGAAAGAUAAAGCGAAUGUUUGAUGAUAAUAAGGAUAGCGAAGACGACGAAAAAAUGUUUGAGGGGUUUGGGGGUUAUGAGGGCUUUGAAGAAGAAGCAGAAAUAAAAGAAGAGAUGCACUCAAGUGCAGCAAAACAGCACUUGCAGCAGCAGCAGCAGCAGCAGCAGCAGCAGCAGAAGCAACAGGAAGGAGAAGCGGCAGCAAGUCUUUCACCGCUGAGUCGUAUGAAGCAAACUUUAAAUGAAGUAAUUGAAAGAUUAAAAGAAAGAGAUAAAGAAUUGCCUGCUGCUGCAUAUACACCCCAAGUAACACCAACACAAGAAGCAGCAGCAGCAGCAGCAGCAGCAGCAACUGCGGCAGCAACUGCAGCAGCAGCAGCAGAAGGCAUAUCUAGACCCAUUGCAAAUCCCCAGCAGCUCUGGGGGCAUUUCUAUCCCUACCCCUCACAGCAGCAGCAGCAGCAGCAGCAGCAGCAGCAGCAGGUCAUGGGGGUAACUGUGCCUUGGAUUGCUGUCAGCCCAGUUUGGAUGCAGCAGCAGCAGCAGCAGCAGCAGCAGCAACUGCUGCUCGAGCAACUCCAACAGCAGCAGCUGCAGCAGCAACUGCAGCAGCAGCACAUGCAGCUGCUGCAGCACUGGCAGCAACAACUGCAACCGCAGCAGCAGCAGCAUGAGGGAGGGAUUGCACAAUGGGAAGCAGCAGCUGAAGCAGCUGCAGUACCAGCAGCAGCAGCAGCAGCAGCAGCAGGUCAAGCUGAAGGGCCUGUUGUGUUUCAGCUUGGAGCUGCUGCACCUGCUGCUGCUGCUGCUGCUGCAGCUGACGCUUCAAGCCUUUAUUAUGUCUGUACACCGCAGCAAAUGCAAGAAAAACAAAUAAAACAAGAAGAGAGCAGCAAACGCGCGGGUGCUGCUGCUGCUAGCUGUCGCCUCUUCUCUAUACUCACUUCACUGCACUCGAGCAAACAGCGGCAGCAGCAGCAGCAGCAGCAGCAACAGCAGCAACAGCUGCGGCAGCUGCAGCAGCAGCUUCGGCAGCAGCAACAGCAACAGCAGCAGCAACGUCAGCAGCAGCAGCAGCUUGCGCGUGAUUUUGCUGCUGCUGCUUCGGAGUAUGAAAGCAGCAACAGCGGCAGCAACAGCAGCAGCAGCAGCAGCAGCAGCUUAUCUCUACCCUUAUCUCCUUAUUGUUUAAUGAAGAAAAGUCUCAGUACUUGCUGA